Triticum aestivum (bread wheat) is the source of this 804-nucleotide messenger RNA. RefSeq lists its product as uncharacterized. The record is from RefSeq and is a predicted model, not a curated record. NCBI's taxonomy places the organism in Eukaryota, Viridiplantae, Streptophyta, Magnoliopsida, Poales, Poaceae. The coding region runs from base 67 to 648 and encodes 193 amino acids. The transcript has a single exon.
AAACAUUCAGAACCCCAAACCCAACGCCACCGGAAGGAAGCGAGCAAGCGAGCGAGCGAGAGAGAGAUGGCGGCGCAGGCGUGGAAGACACGGUUCCGGGAGCGGGUGGUGCAGGCGCACGCCCGCUGCCUUAUCAUCCCCGGGAAGAUAGGCCACGCGCGGGCGAUACUCGCGACGCCGCUGCGCGGGCCGGUACUGCGCAGCAGUCCCAUCGAGAUCGCGGAGAAGUCGCUCGACGACGCGGCCAGCGAUCUCUACACCGCCGCGUCCUUGCUGGGGAGCGCCACGGAGCUCGCGCUCCGCGGAGGCGCCACGGAGCUCUUCCUCCCGUCCAACCCGGUGCGCAGCGUCCGCCUCCUCCCCGGCACCGCCGCCGCGCAGCGGCGCGCCUGCCACAAGCUCCUGGCUGCCAGGCAGCUCGCCGAAGAAGCGUACGAUGCCGUGGAGCUGUGCUGCGACCUCCGGCUGGGGAUCCGCUGCCUGCUGGACAUCCAUCGUCUCCCCGGCGUGCCCGAGCUCAUCGAGGCCGAGCGCCUCAGGACCUACGACCUCCUCGCCAAGGUGAAGCAGACGGCCGACGGUUGCGUCUGGCUGGUCGCCGGCGCCCUCGAGGACCUGAGGGCUGCCGUGCCCGUGCGUGCGACUUGAUCACUAGCUACUUCUUGUGUUCUUGCGUAAGCGAUGGAACAUGUCUUGCGUUUUUUUCUUGCAUGUUCUUGUCUUCUUGCGUACGCGUUCAAACUGUCGAUAGUUUGCUGCUGCUGCUGCUACCUGGAUUCUAUGAAUGCCGCGCUAGUUUUGUUC